CGAUCGCUCUUUUUCUCUUUCUGAGUUGUUUUGUUUCUUGCAUUAAUGGCGGUCAUCUUCAGCUAAGCUGGAGCUAAAGCUUAAGUUUUGUUUUUUAAACUCUUUAAGGCUCGGAAAUUGAUUUUAUAGAAACGGCGGAGAUCAGGAGGUUUUUUUUUUCUUCUUUAUAGACAGCUUCGAUUCGUGGACGUUAGAAGAAAUGCAGCUUAUUUUGCACUCUUGAGUUGGAUUUAAGAUCUACAGGUCUUGUUUUCGCUUUGGGCUUUAGGGCUCAGGAAUCACGAAUGCUGGCGUCCGUACAGCAGAGGCAGCCGGUGAGAAGGCUCGGAACGAUGAUGAAGGAGAAGGAAGAGGAGCUGGCUUUGUUUCUCGAGAUGCGGAAACGCGAGAAGGAGCAGGAUAACCUUCUUCUUCAGAACUCGGAAGAGUUCGACGGUCCUUUGGGAUCUAAACCUGACAAUUCUCCCAUAUUUAAGAUUGUCACGCCCACACCUGCGCGGAAGACCGGGGCUGAUGAGUUCCUGAAUUCAGAGAAUGAUAAAAAUGAUUAUGAUUGGCUGCUUACACCCCCUGGUACUCCUCUUUUUCCGUCUUUGGAGAUGGAAUCACAGAAGAUGUUAAUGAAUCAGAUUGGAACUCCUAAAACACGACCUGCUUCCUUGAAGUCUAGGUUAGCAAAUCCGCAGACUGAGGCUGCACCAAGGGACAAUUCAUUAUGUAGGCAACCAACUUCAUUGCCUGGGUUGAACUCAACUACUUUAGGAAUUCGAAGGCCUUCCUCAUCUGGAGGACCAGUUUCAACUGCAUCAAGACCUCAAACACCGACUGGACGACCAACAUUAACAGCACCAGCUAAACCCUCAAGAUCUUCCACACCUACUUCGCGUACCACCUUGCCUUCCUCUAAGUCCACAGCUCCUGCAAGAUCUUCAACACCUACUUCGCGGACCACCUUGCCUUCGUCCAAGUCCACAGCUCCUGCAAGAUCUUCAACACCUACUUCGCGGACCACCUUACCUUCCUCUAAGUCCACAGCUCCUGCAAGAUCUUCAACCCCUACCACGAGAUCUGUGGCUAGAUCUUCUACACCAACAGCAAGACCCACUGUACCAGCAUCAAAGCCCAUAUCAAGGUCAGCAACACCAACUCGUAGAACACCAACUACAUCAAGUGUACCAAGGGUCUCUGCUCCUCCUGGACGGUCUUCUUCAGUUACGAAGUCGGCUCCCACAACAGCAACAAAGCCAGUGCCAUCACGUGGCAGUUCUCCAACUGUAAAAUCCAGACCAUGGAAACCCUCAGAGAUGCCUGGAUUCUCACUCGAUGUUCCCCCAAAUCUGAGGACAUCACUACCUGAAAGGCCAGUUUCAGCCUCUAGGGGUAGGCCUGGAGCUCCCACUGCUAGAUCAUCCUCUGUUGAGGCUGGUUCCAAUGGAAGAACAAGAAGACAAUCAUGUUCUCCUUCAAGGGGACGGACUCCAAAUGGUAGUAUCCAUACCAGUGGAAGCUCUGUUCCUGCAGUGAGUCGAUCACCCUCUAAUGUUAGUGAUAAUGUGAGCCCUGUUGUAAUUGGAACGAAGAUGGUUGAGAGAGUAAUAAACAUGCGGAAACUGGCACCCCCAAAGCGAGAUGACCCACGCUCUACCCAAAAUAACUCUGGAGGGAAGUCAUCAUCAUCCCCAGAUAGUUCAGGUUUUGGAAGAACACUCUCGAAAAAAUCCUUAGAUAUGGCUCUGAGGCAUAUGGAUAUAAGGCGAAGCAUUCCAGGAAACUUACGCCCAUUAAUGACGAACAUCCCAGCUUCUUCUAUGUAUAGUGUGAGGUCAGGGACCACAAGAAGCAGGACGGUUAGUGUAUCAGAUUCUCCUCUUGCCACGUGCAGCAAUGCCAGUUCAGAGCAAAGCGUCAAUAACAAUGCCCUUUGCUUAGAUGGGAGUGAAGUAGAUGAUGAUCUUGGUAGUGAAAGAGGUGGUUGAUCAUCUCCUGCAAGUCAUCAUGGUAGGUGAUUGUUUGGCAAUGGUUUUGUGCACUGCCUGAAGGUACCCCCCCACCUUUAAUUUUUAAUUGUAAACUCAGCCUCUAGAAAGUGAAUUGUCUUCACAAAUUGCUGACAGAAGACUUUGCUUCUAUGGUUUCUGUAAAGGUUAUCGGGUAAGUUCGCUGCUAAAUUAUAGUUUUCAUAGGCUUUUGUAAUAUUAGGGAAACUGAUUAGGAAUGACCUUUAGCUCUCUGGGUCAACAUCCACGAUUAGGUAUUGUGAACCAUAUUUAUACAAACUUCCUAAUGUUAGAACUGGAAAUUGAAAGUUCAAGUUUCUUUUUCAUCUCUAUAUGC
This is a messenger RNA of Telopea speciosissima, 2334 nucleotides long. RefSeq names its product flocculation protein FLO11-like. The transcript has 7 exons. The record is from RefSeq and is a predicted model, not a curated record. NCBI's taxonomy places the organism in Eukaryota, Viridiplantae, Streptophyta, Magnoliopsida, Proteales, Proteaceae. Gene Ontology annotation, biological process: cortical microtubule organization. Gene Ontology annotation, cellular component: cortical microtubule. The coding region runs from base 285 to 1976 and encodes 563 amino acids.